CAUGAUGCCAGCAGCAGGGAAGUGUAUAAAUCCUUACUGUAAGAAAAUAACAUCAACUCAAAAGGGACUUCAGUCAGCCAUGACUCCUAAGCACUCUCUGAUGGGACCAUUUAAGGGACAUAUGUGCAUAAAGAGCAGUCCAUUUUGUUUGGGAUCAUCCUGCAAGCUAUCCACACAGUUUAUCAUUCAAGAUCAUAUGGCUAUGCAUUACAAGAGGCUACAAUCAGCCAAAGCCACUGUUGAUUCAUCUAUGCCGAAAAGCAUGUCUACCAGUGUUAAAUACAAGGAUCAGCAGAAAAGGGAGAGGCUAAGUGAAGCAGUGAAAAACCAGCAGAAGGAAGUUCUGCACUAUCAUUCAACAUCUCAAAUGAACUACAGCUCUGUUUCCCCGGCAACAAGCAGAUUCAGGGACAAGAAUCUGAUGAAGAGACCUUUUCAAGAUCCUCAGAAGAAAACAUACCUCCUUGAAAAACAUUCCAAUUGCACCUAA
Molecule: messenger RNA, 490 nt
Organism: Chiloscyllium plagiosum (whitespotted bambooshark)
Lineage: Eukaryota; Metazoa; Chordata; Chondrichthyes; Orectolobiformes; Hemiscylliidae
Source: RefSeq, a predicted model, not a curated record